AUUUUGUACGUCGGUCGCAACACCAUCCUUGUGAUCUGAGCAUGGUUCGAGUUGGCUUCUCCCCAUCUGUUUUCAAAUUGAAAAAAUCUAUUUGCUAUAUUUUUACCCAACCCUAACCCUACUCCGCCCCAAUAUCCAACCCCGAUUUUCUCCAAUCCCACCCACUUCCACCGAAUCCUCGAUCGGGUCCUCGCCCUUUCGCAUUUCCCCUAACCAAAAUCUUUCAUUUCGGCCAUGUGAGCUGAGCAAUAUAAUGAUCGGAUUUUUGGACUCUGGCUCCUAUUGUAUGGGUCUGAGCAAUGCCGGAGCUUCGCAGAGGAGUCCGCCGAGGCCGUGCUAAGGUCGCGCACAAGCAACCCGAGCCCCCGGUUGGAAACUACGUGAAGACCCGUGCCGCGGUUGCCAGAGCUAAGAAGUUGAAGCUUGAGGAGGAGGAGGAGGAGGAGGAACAGAAGCAGCAGGUGAUCGUGAUUUCCGAGAGGGAUAGUGGUUCGGAGGGGAAGAAGGGAAAGAAGGUUGUUGGGAAGGAACAGAAGGGUGCGAUGGCCGAUGAUAGUGGCGGCUUGAGUGCCAAUAAGGCCGCUGGUCAAGAGGAAGAGGGCAACACCGCACCUUUUCCCGAGAAGGUCUCGGUAGGAGGGUCACCCAUAUAUAAGAUAGAGAGGAAACUAGGCAAAGGUGGGUUCGGUCAGGUAUUUGUUGGUCGUCGCGUUUCAGGUGGAACUGAACGUGCCACAGGUUCUUCGGCUUUGGAGGUAGCUCUGAAAUUUGAGCAUAGAAACAGUAAAGGCUGCAACUAUGGUCCACCAUAUGAGUGGCAAGUGUACAACACUCUUGGUGGUAGUCAUGGAGUGCCAAGAGUACACUAUAAAGGGCGGCAAGGAGACUAUUAUGUUAUGGUUAUGGACAUGCUAGGUCCCAGCUUGUGGGAUGUUUGGAAUACUUCAGGGCAGGCGAUGUCCUCAGAAAUGGUUGCUUGUAUAGCAGUUGAGUCCUUAUCAAUUCUAGAGAAGAUGCAUGCAAGAGGUUAUGUCCAUGGUGAUGUCAAGCCAGAGAACUUUUUACUUGGGCAGCCAUCUUCACCACAAGAGAAGAAGUUGUUUCUUGUUGACCUUGGAUUAGCAACAAAGUGGAGAGAUAGCUCUAAUGGACAGCAUGUCGAAUAUGAUCAACGUCCUGAUAUGUUUAGAGGAACUGUUCGAUAUGCUAGUGUUCACGCUCACCUGGGAAGAACUGCUAGUAGAAGAGAUGAUCUUGAGUCUCUUGCAUAUACACUCAUCUUUCUCCAUCGAGGCAGGUUGCCUUGGCAAGGCUAUCAGGGAGAUAACAAAUCAUUUCUAGUUUGCAAAAAAAAGAUGGCAACCUCUCCUGAAAUGCUAUGCUGCUUCUGCCCGCCACCUCUUAAGCAAUUUCUUGAGAUUGUGGUGAACAUGAAAUUUGAUGAGGAGCCUAACUAUGCCAAGCUAAUAUCUUUGUUCGAGGGCUUAAUAGGUCCUAAUCCGGCUUUAAGGCCAAUAAGCACUGAUGGUGCUCAAAAGGUUGGUCAAAAACGGGGUAGGUUGAAUAUUGAGGAGGACGAUGAUGGGCAGCCCAAGAAGAAGGUUCGUUUAGGAGUUCCUGCUACACAGUGGAUUUCAGUUUACAAUGCUAGGCUACCAAUGAAACAGAGGUACCAUUAUAAUGUAGCUGAUGCAAGGCUGGCGCAACAUGUGGAGAGAGGGAUUGCAGAUGGCCUGCUUAUAAGUUGUGUGGCAUCUUGUUCCAAUCUCUGGGCACUUAUCAUGGAUGCUGGAACUGGUUUUACAAGCCAAGUUUAUGAGCUGUCAUCUUUUUUCUUGCACAAGGAAUGGAUCAUGGAACAAUGGGAAAAGAACUACUACAUCAGUUCUAUUGCUGGUGCCAACAAUGGGAGCUCCCUUGUGGUUAUGUCUAAAGGCACCCAAUACACUCAGCAGUCUUACAAAGUGAGCGAUUCUUUCCCCUUCAAGUGGAUAAACAAGAAGUGGAGGGAAGGGUUCCAUGUGACAUCAAUGGCAACUGCCGGGAGCCGUUGGGGUGUUGUCAUGUCUCGUAAUGCUGGCUUCAGUGAUCAGGUUGUGGAGCUUGAUUUUCUUUAUCCAAGUGAGGGCAUCCAUAGGCGUUGGGACAGUGGUUACCGAAUUACAUCGACAGCUGCCACUUGGGAUCAAGCUGCCCUCAUUUUGAGUGUGCCUAGGCGCAAACCUGGUGAUGAAACGCAAGAGACCUUACGUACAUCCCAAUUUCCGAGCACCCAUGUUAAGGAAAAGUGGCAAAAGAAUCUCUAUCUUGCUUGUUUGUGUUAUGGGCGGACGGUAUCUUGAUUCCUUUGUAAUUGCAAGGAGUUUCUAGGUCAAAAGAAAGUGAGAUUUUGAUGUUCCUCUUUUCCUAUCAUUUAUGUAGGAUUUCAUGUCAAUUGUAAAAAACGAUUUGAGGAGCUUAGCUGCGGCAGCAGCCGAGACGUGUGCUCCUCUGUAUUAUAAAUUGGUAUUAAAGCUGUACGUUUGCCUUUUAUUUUACUUGUGUGUACGAGUUUAUAAGAAAAAAUUAUUUAGUGGCGCA
Molecule: messenger RNA, 2580 nt
Organism: Juglans regia (Persian walnut)
Lineage: Eukaryota; Viridiplantae; Streptophyta; Magnoliopsida; Fagales; Juglandaceae
Product: casein kinase 1-like protein HD16
Exons: 16
Coding region: 300-2342 (680 amino acids)
Biological process (GO): endocytosis; peptidyl-serine phosphorylation; signal transduction
Cellular component (GO): nucleus; cytoplasm
Molecular function (GO): protein serine/threonine kinase activity; ATP binding
Source: RefSeq, a predicted model, not a curated record